Entrophospora sp. SA101 is the source of this 1296-nucleotide messenger RNA. The record is from the annotation of a GenBank genome assembly. Lineage: Eukaryota; Fungi; Glomeromycota; Glomeromycetes; Entrophosporales; Entrophosporaceae.
AUGAGCGAAUGGCUUGUUAAAUUAUUUCAAAAACUGGGUGUUAGUUACGAAAUUGCUGAUAUUGGUACUCAUCAAAUGGCAGGAAAGACUUUAAAGUUACCACCUAUUUUAUUGGGUACUUAUGGAAAUGAUCCAAAGAAAAAGACUAUCCUUGUUUAUGGGCAUUAUGACGUUCAACCUGCGUUGAUUGAAGAUGGUUGGGAUUCAGAUCCUUGGAAACUUACUACUGAUUCUAAUGGUCGUAUGGUAGGAAGAGGCUCUUCGGAUGAUAAAGGACCAAUCAUUGGAUGGUUAAAUGCCAUUGAAGCUCAUCAAAAAGCAGGAAUUGAAUUUCCAGUGAAUUUGAAAAUUUGUUUUGAAGGAAUGGAGGAAAGUGGAUCAGAAAAUUUAGACGAAUUGAUUGCUAAAGAAGCAAAAAGAUAUUUUAAAGAUGUGGAUGCAGUUUGCAUCUCUGAUAAUUAUUGGCUUGGCGUAACUAAACCAUGUCUUACAUAUGGACUUCGAGGAAUUUGUUAUUUUGAGCUUAUUGUAAGUGGGCCUGGUAGAGAUCUUCAUUCUGGUGUUUUUGGAGGAACUGUUUAUGAACCAAUGACGGAUUUGGUUUACCUUUUAAGUAAAUUGGUAAAACCAAACGGCGAAAUUCUAAUACCUGGAAUUUUAGACGACGUUGCAGCAUUAACUGAAAAGGAAACUUAUAAAUCGAUUGAUUUUGGUAUUCAUGAAUUGCAUUCAGCUAUUGGAUCCAAAACUAGUCUUUUUGAAGAUAAAGAACCAACUUUAAUGAAUAGAUGGCGUUAUCCAUCGCUUUCUUUACAUGGUAUUGAAGGAGCAUUUUCUGCAUCAGGCGCUAAAACAGUCAUACCUUGCAGUGUCAGAGGAAAGUUUUCAAUUAGAUUAGUACCAGACAUGGAUCCUGAGCGAGUUAAAAAUUUAGCGGAAGAUUAUUUAAGAAAGGAAUUUGAAAAACUCGGAACUAAAAAUCAAUUUAAAUUAGAGACCUUACAUGGUGCAAAAGCAUGGGUAGCAAGUCCAAAUCAUUGGAAUUUUGUUGCUGCAUCAAAGGCUGUUGAAUCAGUUUAUAAUUGUAGACCAGACUUUACACGUGAAGGUGGAUCUAUCCCAGUAACUUUGACUUUUCAAGAUUUAUUAGGAAAAAAUGUUCUUUUACUUCCAAUGGGUAGAGGCGAUGAUGGAGCUCAUUCUACUAAUGAAAAACUCGAUUUAUCUAACUAUAUACAAGGAAUCAAAUUGCUUGGUGCUUAUUUACAUGAAGUUUCAGCAAUUAAAACUGAUUAA